Diatraea saccharalis (sugarcane borer) is the source of this 2221-nucleotide messenger RNA. The record is from the annotation of a GenBank genome assembly. Lineage: Eukaryota; Metazoa; Arthropoda; Insecta; Lepidoptera; Crambidae.
CGAAGUAACAGCGCCGACGCAGGCGCGGUUCACUAGAGUGAGGCGAGCGCAACAAGAAGCUCGCUUUUAUAUUGAAUUGACCUUAUUUACUCAAUCUGAUCUUGAACGAGAGGUCAAUAAACCCUUGCGUUACACUGACGAUUACUUCGUGUCGUUCCCUGUGACAGUAGUGAACAUUUUAUUUGUUUAUAUGGAAAACGUUCGACAGCUGCAAACAUGGUAGAAGUUAAAAUAACUGAGGAUAUUAAAAUAGGAGGCAACAAUCCGUGUUUUAUAAUAGCGGAAGUUGGACAAAACCACCAAGGCGACAUUGAGAUCGCGAAAAAAUUUAUAAAAGCGGCUAAGGACGCUGGUGCGAAUUGCGUCAAAUUCCAAAAAACAUGUCUGAAAGAGAAAUUUACUAGAAAAUACCUCGAAAGGCCUUAUGAAAAUCCGAAUUCUUGGGGGAAAACUUACGGAGAUCACAAAACACAUUUAGAAUUUACAGAAACGCAAUUUAGAGAAUUACUAAAGUAUGCAAAAGAAGUCGGUAUACCGCUAGCCGCGUCGGCCAUGGAUAUGGUAUCAUUCGACUUCCUGGUCAACAACAAAGCACCUUUUAUCAAAAUAGGUUCGGGUGACUCCAACAAUCCUUUGUUUCUAAAGUACGCUGCAUCUAAGAACGUCCCCCUCAUCAUAUCCACUGGAAUGGUCGACAAAAAAGCUGUGAAAUCUAUAUACGACAUAUUAUCCACACAUCACAAGCAGUUUUGCCUACUACAUUGUGUGUCAGCAUAUCCUGUACCUUAUGAAGACUGCAAUAUAAAAGUGGUGCAAGACUAUAAGGAAUCGUUUGAUGUUCCCAUUGGCUACUCCGGUCAUGAAGUCGGCACUGCUGUGGCACUUGCUGCAGUUGCUUUGGGCGCUAAGGUGCUAGAGAAACAUAUUACGCUGGAUAGAAACAUGAAGGGCACCGACCACGUCUGCUCCCUAACCCCACCCGAGUUCCAGGCGCUGGUGCGGGACGUGCGCAUCAUUGAAACUGCACUGGGAACCCCAAUAAAGAAAGUCGUUACUUCAGAAAUUCCGUGUAUCGAUAAACUACAAAAAUCCCUUGUGAUGGGCAGUACUAAGAACAAAGGUGAAAUUCUAUACCCAGGCGAUGUGAAGAUCAAGGUUGCAGAACCCAAGGGUCUAAAUGCGCUACAUUUUGAAGAAGUUAUUUACAAAACACUCAUUUAUGAUAAGAAAGAAGAUGAACCUUUGCACGAGGGUGACUUCUGUUAAAUACCAUUUCUUACAUGUAAAAUAAUAUUUUUAUACUGUUUCGUUUACUCUGUACUGUAAAUGUGAUAUUAUAGUAGAUGUAGAUGAUACAUAUUAUAGCUUAAUUUUAAACAUGGCGGUCGGUGAAUAUAACAUUGAAAUAAUAUAUUAAUCAUUUCUAUAAAUUUGAGUACAAAUUUGGCGUAGCUUGACCAUAAGUUAAUAAUAAUGUUAUUUUUUCACAAAUAUAAGUCAUUUGUAUUGUCACAUACCGAUAGUACAAUAGGUAAUGAAUAUUUGUAUUAUAUAUUACUAUAAUACGUUAUCUAAUUUAUUAAUACGAAGAUGAAUUCUAAUACGAUUUGCAAUCUGUCUUUCUAAAUAUGAAAUGUCAAUAUUUUAAAUAAUUUAUUAAAUUGUGUGACAAAGAACAAAUAUAGUUGGUUAAGGUGAUAGUUACCUUGCCGUUUUACAAUGAACGUCUGUAAGUGAUUAAAUCAAACAAUCGGUUAAAGCUACAAUCAUAUUCCGUAGUCUGUGUUCAUUAAGCAAUUUUGUUAUAUUAUAUUUAAUACUCUAUCUUUUAAUAAAUUUAUACAAUAAGCUGAUGUUUUUAUUAUAGUACCUAUAAAAUUUAUGAAAUCAUCGAGUGAAAGUCUUCUGUCUGCAACAUGAAAAAUAUUAAAAUAUAUUUUUAGACACAUUUUUAAACUCUCUGACGUCAAUGCCCAUUCAUAAAGUGGUGAUGACGUGCCAAUUUUAUAUUCGGACUGUGGAUGGAAUUCCGCGCAAAAGUCACUGCGCAUAAAAAUAUAACCAUGGAUGGAGUUGACGCAUGCUUCGUUUCAUGCUAAUGUUUAUUUUGGAAAACCACGCUCGUACACGAGGCGUACCUGCGGCGCAAAGGGCGACAACGCAGAACCACUCGUGUGAGCUGGGGUGGUAUACGUGACGUGUUUUAUUGGCGACUCUCGUU